GCCUCACUCACAACACGCCAGGCCGGUGUCGCUAGCGGUCGGUUCCAGCCGCGCGGCCACCAUCGCGUACCAGUGCAAGUGAAGUGAGAGUGACCCAACAAGGAUUUUAACCAACUCGUCGCUUUUGGACUUAACAUGAAGCUACUCAAGGUCGCACUUGUGCUGGCCGUCCUGGCCGCGGUGCGGGCAGACAAGGGUCCCCUGCGGAUGCGCGAGGGUCCCCGAGAAGGGCGGCACGGCGAGCACCACGGCCCGCGCGAGGCCACGCCCCGGGACGGGCCGCGGAUACGGCGCGAGCCCCCGCAGCCCCCGCGCCACCACUACGGCCCCGGGCCUCCCGGCGGGGCCCUGCGCCCGUCCAAGCAGGCCGCGGCCUACGGGCCUCCGCACGGCCACGGUGGAGGCCACGGCGGGGUCCACAGUGGAGGCCACGGAGCUGCGCACGGGCCCAGCUCCAAGCCCCGGUACGGGCCGCCGUCCAGCCACAGUCUCGGCCACAGCGUCGGGCCCCACAAGCACCGAGCCAAGCCCGUAUACGGGCCCAAGGGCAAGGGGAAGGGCCACGGCCACGCCCACAGCGCCCACAGCCUGGACAGCUACGAGGCGUCCUCGGCGUUCGAGAGGCCCACCCGCCAAAGCUACGGGCCGUCCAAGUCCGGCUACGGGCACCCACCGCCCCCGCGGGGCAGUGCUGGCCCCACCAAGUCCAACCGACCCAAGACCACGUACUCGCUGGGUCCCGACUUCAGUGGGUCGCAGUCCAAGCCAAGCUACGGCCCGCCCAAAUCUUCCAAGCCACCGAAGUACCGCAAGACGAAGUACCGCGGACCCAAGCCCGUGUACGGGCCCACCAAGUCCUUCAAGCCGUCGUACUCGGCGCCGUCCUCGCCGCCUAGCCUGUCCUCUCCGUCGUCGGGCGAGUACUCUUUGGACCCGUCCACCUCCAGCCACUUGCUGAACUCGUACGGCGAGCUGGCGCAGCCCGCCCCCUCGCCGUCGUACUCGCCCGUCAACAAGCACCAGGCCGCCGCCACCUCCUCGGCCGAGGCCGCCGGGGGCAGCGUGGGCUCCUACGAGGACGUCUCCUCCUACGAGAGCAGCAGCGGCAGCCCGUACGGCGGCGCGUCCUCGUACAAGCAGGAGGCGAGCGCGUCGUACAAGCCCGACGGCAGCACCGAGAUCCAGCCGUCCAUCUCGUACACGCUGCUGCCCACGCACGGCGGCGGCGCCACGCUCAGCCCCGACUACAAGCCCGACUCGUACAAGAAGUCGCCCUACUCGUCGUACCGCGCGCCCUACGACGGCUCGUCCUUCAAGUCGCCCGUGUCGCACGGCGGCGCCGCCACCUCCUACAUCAACGUCAACAACCCCGGCGGCACGGCGGCCACCCCCGCCGACGAGCACUACGGCGCCGCGCAGGCCGUCCUCACCACGGGCUACCGCGCGCCCGACUACGAGGGCUCCGCCAGCUCGGCCAGCUCGGCCAGCUCGGGCUACAGCAAGCCCGCCUACUACGGCAGCAGCGCCUACAAGCACCAGCCGCAGCACCAGCACCAGCACCAGCACCAGCACCAGCAGCAGCAGCAGCACCAGCCGCAGCACCAGCAGCAGUACCAGCAUUACGGCGACAUCCAGACGGCCGGCUCGUCCGUGCACGCGCAGCACGUGCAGCCUGGCAGCGUGCAGCAGGCCGUGCAGCAGGCCGAGCAGAGCUUCCAGGCGCCCGCCGAGGUGUUCGGCUUCGUGCCGUACAAGUCCGUCGCCGUGUCGGCCAGCGUGCACACCCAGGCGGGGCCGUCCUCCUCCGGGGCGCCCAUCCACGUCCCGAGCGUGGCUCCCGGGCCCAACGAUGUGUCCCAGCAGCAGCAGCAGCAGCCGCAGCAGCAGACCCCCAACCUGUCCGGCGGCCUCAGCCCCCAGGACUGGGACGCGUACUACGGCGACUCGAGCAAGCAGGCCAAGCCCGGCCAGCAGCCGCAGCAACAGCAGCAUCAGCAGCAGACACAGCCACAGCAGCAGCAGCAGUCGGACGUGCUGUCUCCCAACUACUACGACCCGCUGCCCGCCCAGCAGGGCUCCCAGCAGGGCUCCCAGCAGGGCUCCCAGCAAGGCUCCCAGCAUGGCGCGCACCACCCCGACGCCUACGGCAGCAAGGUGGCCAAGCACCGGCACCCGUCCUCGUCCUCCCGCAAGAAGGACACGACCCAGGCGCACCUCAAGAUGCUGCUGCAGCAGCGCGCGCAGCAGCAGAAGCAGGCCAACGCGAGGUACUCGCACGUCCAGCAGCAGCAGCAGCAGCAGCAGCAACAACACCCCAACGCCCGCGAGUCCUACGCCACAGAGGAGGAGAUAGAGGAGGACGAGCAGCAGGACGACAGUGCCAGCCCAGAGGAGUCGCGGAGGUGAAUAGGAUGAGAUCAGUACAAAGCAGAACGGGAGCGGGCCACUCACGGGCCCAUUCAUUAUUUAUUUAUUUUUGUUGUUGUAAUUAUUACGUAACGAAACCAAAACAAAUUACUAUUUGAACAAAUUAAUUUAAUGUUUUGACAUGACCGUGACAACUGAUGUGUCUUGUUGGUUUCAUAAGUUAUUGUUGCUUUUGCUUUUAUUUGUUUUUGUUUUGUUGUUUUUUUGUUGUUGAAUUGUUAAUGUGUUGUUGACAUACGCCUCCCGCCGGCGAGGUAAUGUGGAAAUCCUCUCUAUUCAAUUUGCCCUUUUCAAUUGCUAUUUAUUUAUUGUUUUAAUUGUUUUAAUUGCCUAACAAUAAGUUUGCGCAUUGGGCGCAGCGACGAGUCACUUUGGUCCCCGGGGAACCGACAGCAUUAGGAGUACUGUUGAUAAUCUGCGACUAAAACUAAAUGAAUUUCAAUGUUACUCUUUGAUUGGAGCGAUACGGUGAGUGAAAAUGUUCCUAGGAAACAGUAUUAGGUUGACUGUCUUAUUUAUUGUUAGAGGUACGUCCAAAAGAAAGUGCUGUCACUUUUGUGCUAGUAUUUCAAAAACGGAGUUUUUUUGAAAAGAAAAUCCUACAGUAAAAAUGAAAUAAACUAUGAAAUAUGAAAAAACUGUCAA
This is a messenger RNA of Frankliniella occidentalis (western flower thrips), 3072 nucleotides long. RefSeq names its product adhesive plaque matrix protein-like. Lineage: Eukaryota; Metazoa; Arthropoda; Insecta; Thysanoptera; Thripidae. The record is from RefSeq and is a predicted model, not a curated record. Bases 136 to 2406 code for a protein of 756 amino acids. The transcript has 2 exons.